This is a messenger RNA of Dreissena polymorpha, 5812 nucleotides long. Its product is annotated as arrestin domain-containing protein 3-like. Gene Ontology annotation, biological process: protein transport. The coding region runs from base 264 to 1379 and encodes 371 amino acids. The record is from RefSeq and is a predicted model, not a curated record. Gene Ontology annotation, cellular component: cytoplasm. Lineage: Eukaryota; Metazoa; Mollusca; Bivalvia; Myida; Dreissenidae. The transcript has 10 exons.
ACUCCGUUGAGAGUAUGCGAUAGAUAAGGGGAGGACAACAGAUAGAUGGAACAGUGGUAGUAGAUUUAAACGAGGCGAUGAAAUUGAGAUGAUUAUUAUUUUUAUAUUCCAUCCUAUGGUGAUUGGAGACUAAGAAAUCUGUGAAGACAAAUGAGGUCUCCAUGACUGGAUGAUAGUGUUUGCAGUUUCUGGUAAAAGUUCUUGGCUCUCAAGUGAUUUCCGGAUAAGACUGCUGCGCCCAUGAUGAUCUUCUUUGCUAACGGAUGCUCCUGUCCGUUGUGUGGCAGGGUGUGAGUCUGCGUUUUGAGGGAAAGGCCAAUGUUCACUGGACAGAGGAGCACACAACGGGGUCUGGAGAGAGUGAGCGUAGAGAAACCGACCAUUACUAUGCCCAUGAAGACUAUUUCAACUUCGACCUCAUGCUGUUUGGUUCAGGACAGAGCACCUUAUUGCAAGCUGGUCGCCACACAUUCCCGUUCUCAUUCCUCUUACCUCCAAAUCUGCCGUCAUCAUUUGAAGGUUCCUUUGGUAAUGUGCGCUAUUCACUCAAGGGAAAAAUCGACAGACCUUGGAAGUUUGAUCACAAGACCAAAAAACUAUUUACAGUGGUCAGUGUGUUAGACUUGAAUGAACAAACUACAGCAAUGUCACCCGCUGAAGGAGGCAAUGAGAAGAACCUGUGCUGCUUGUGUUGCAAGUCUGGCCCCAUAUCAGCCACAUUCAGGAUUGACAGACAAGGAUAUGUCCCUGGUGAGACCAUACAGCUUAGUGCAGAAAUAAGCAACCACUCUUCACGCAAAAUGAAGGCUUCUAGGGUCAGACUGAUAAUGUAUAUAAUGUACCAUGCUAUACAGAAGACCCGUUCAGAUCAACAAGAUGUUGCAGUAACUUCCCACCAAGCUAUUCUCCCUGGGGGCAGUGAUGUUUGGAACAGAGAACCCUUACGUGUACCCCCCAUACCACCGUCAAACCUGAUUGGCUGCAGUAUCAUUGAUAUUAAUUAUGUUUUACAGCUUGAAGUGGAACCUGCCGGCCCCGCCUUUGACCUUGAAGUGCCCCUGGAGUUGAUCAUUGGUACAAUCCCCUUACGUCAGGUGGUGCAACAACAAUACGGUGCAAACCUGGUCCCCUUCAGUGCUGUUCAGCCAUCAAACUGGGGCCCCUUCAGCACUUUUCAGCCAUCAAACCUGGGCCCAUUCAGUGCUGUUCAGCAAUCAGCCCCUGCUGUCUCCCAACCUCCACAAUGUGUCAUGGCCCCUCCAAGCUAUGCAGAGUGUGUGUUUGGCAAGUCCUCAGUGCUGGAGGAGGAUGAGAAUGAGCACACAGGGGGGGACAAGAACUUCGCACCCAGCUACGCCUACUACGACUGGUCAAAGUAGCACAUUGGAAACAAUUUGAGCCUAGAUCUGGGAAAACGGGGCUUAAUUAUUCACUUGCAUAAAGUGUCAUUCCAGAUUAGACUAUGCAAACAGUAUUGGCUUACCAAGGACAACACUUAACAUUAAAACUAGUAUUUCGCUAAGAACGGACUUCCUUUAAAUGAAAAAUGCCAUACAAGCGGAAAGUGUCAUCCCUUUAGAGCGGGACAACACUUUAUGCACACGCAUUAAGCCCUGUUUUCCCAGAAUAAGGCUGAAUAUUUUACUAAAAAAGUUGUUUUUUCCUAUUCUAAUUUUUAUUAGCUGGAAGUUGUAAAAGGUAACAAUUAUACAUAAUUUGGAGAACUGUUUUCUUAACCUAUCAUGACUUAUAUGUUACAUUUUUGGAUAUCAUUUACACGCAUUAAUAUUUGUAUCACUACAGCCAUUGUUUCUUGUGCCUUUUUUCUGCAAAUGUUAUAAAUUUUACAAAUGGGCCUUCUGUUUUUUCAACAUUUUUAGCUCGGCUGUUUUCGAAGAAAACCUGAAGUAUUGUCAUAGCCAGCUCGUCCGCCGUCCGCGUCGUGAUAAAACCUUAAUAUUGGCUCUAAAAUUAAGUGCUUCCACCUACAGCUUUGAAACUUCAUAUGUAAGCUGCAUCCUGAUGAGUUAUACACGCCACACCUAUUUUUUGGUCACUAGGUCAAAGGUCAAGGUCACUGUGACCUCUAAAAAAAAAUUCUUCUGACAAGCUUUCAUUUAUUCAAAACGGUACCCGCUAUGCGGGGCUCUUUUUUCCCAGUUUUCAUAGAUUUGGUUGAUAACCCUUUGUAAAUAAAAGAAGAAAACAAUAUUCAAAUAAGAAGAAGGACUAAAUGCAAGUUAUGAUAAGCCUACACAUUAUUUCUUGUUGUACAGGAAGUUGUGUGGUCUGUUUCAUUGAUUCAAAAUUAUUAUUUUAAUCAAAUACUAGUAUUUAAAUGAAAAUGUUAUAGGUAUUGAAUUAUUUAAAUGUAAUUCAUGAUAAUGUGUUAUAGUCCAUUGUUUCUGUUGUUUUUUGUGAUCUUCAAACAUUUUUUACAUGAAUAUUGCAUUAUGUUUUUUUUCUAUUAUAGAUUUGUGCAUAUGUUGUUAAUUUUAGAGACCCAUGUUAUUUUUCAUACUGGUAAGUAUUCCCCUCCACCCUUUCAAUAAAUGAGGUAUUUGAGGGUAUAUUGCUUUAAUGAAGGGUAAGUUGGUCAGUAGACCAUUUUGUGUGUGCAUGGUGCCUAGGGAACCCAUUUGACAAUCAUUUGUACUGGUAUACUGGUUAUUGGAGAUGAAAGGAGAAUGACUAACAAUUUUGAGGUCAACUUGUCAGAGUUCAAUGUCAUAAGGACUUGUUACAUCAAAACAUAACCCCACAAAACGCGUAGAGAACACUUUGUUCUUGUAUUAUUAUGCACCCUUUUGAAGAAGAAGGGAUAUAUUGUUUUGCACAUGUUGGUCCGUCUGUCAGUCCGUCCACCAAAUGGUUUCCGGAUGAUAACUCAAGAACGCUUAGGCCUAGGAUAAUGAAACUUCAUAGGAACAUUGACCAUGACUGGCAUGACCCCUAUUGAUUUUCAGGUCACUAGGUCACGGUCAAGGUCACGUUUGGGGGCAUAUGUCUCCGACUGCGGAACACUUGUAUUAGUUAGUAUCCUGGGUUUUUUCUUGAGGCAAAGAAGACCACUAUCAACCAACAAAUCUAACACAAUUCUUAGGAAGCAAUAAAUCUACAGUGUGGAAUCUAUAAAAAUAAAAAAAGGGUUCUAUUCUACUGAUAUCUUUGCAAACACAGUGCUCAGUAAACCAAGUUACAGUAACUUACAUGUUAACAUAUUGAUUUGUAUUUAUUUGCAAUUUUUAUAUAAUUUACUCCUGAACGUUGUAAUUGACCGUUGUUGCUUGUAAAUAGGGCAGCUUUAUCAUUAUGUUAUAUAAACUGCAUAUUGUAGAAAAAAAAUGAAUAAAUAAAAAGAUUAAAUAAUGAAAGGUCAAUGCAUGCAAUAUGUAAAAAUGUCUGAUCAAGGUUAACAACUUUACUGCAAGUCGAGAUGAAUAUAUUUUUUGCAAAUGUGUAUUAUUUGUGUUUUAAAAAUAUAGGUAUUUAUGUAUAAAACAUACUUCUUAUCCUUUUAAUAUAUUUAAUAUUUUUAAUAAUUUUAUAUUCCUUAUAUAAAAAGAAAUAUACAUAUACCAUUGGAUGCUUUUUGAAACGCUGUUUUGAUAAUGAUGUUUAAUAAGGCUAAUACACCUUUUCUGAUUAUAGUUGAUAUAUAGCUGAGCUUUAGAGGGUGUCAGUUGUAGUUUAAUAUGAAUUACUUGUUCUUAGCUCACCUGAGCACAACCUGCUCAUGGUGACCUAUUCAUAUACAGUGAUGUCUUUCAUCCGUGCAUUUAUCUAAUGAUAUCACCUUCUAUACCGUUGGUUAGAACUCUGGGAUGUUCAUUUUAUGGUCUUGUAGUAUAAUUGUUAAAAACUGCAAUGUUCACUGAAAAAUUUCCUUAAAGUGCCCCCAAAAUGUUUUAAUAUUUGGCGUGUAACAACGUUUUGUGGUAUUUUACAAUGUUUCUUCGAAUUAUGCCACUGGGGUAAAAACUGGCCUGGUCCUGGGGAGUACCAGUGUUACUUAGACUUACAUUGGGACAAAUCUUCAGUUAUCUGUAACCAAAUAAGCACAAGAUUUUCAUAUUUGGUAUGUAGUAUUAUCUACUGGUUCAGUACAAAGUUAGUUUAAGUAAUGCCCCUGGGGUCAAAUGUGGCCUUACCCCAGGGUUCACCAGUUUUAUAUUGACUUGUAUAGAAAUAAGCUGAAAAAAAUGUUACGGUCUGAAAUUGUAAAACCUGAGGGAUUCAUAUUUUGUUUGUAAGAUCGUGUAGACAUCCUCUUAAAUGUUUGUUCAAAUCGUGUCCCUGGGGUCAAAGGUGACCACAACCCAGGGGUCAUAUUUUAUGAUCGUAAAUAUAAUAUAAUAACAGCUGUGAUAUAAAGUGUGUAACUUAUAUAGUAGUCCUCUCAUAAGUUUAUACAAAUUAUGCCUCGGUCACCAACAUUGGCCUUUGUGGUGGUGUGAGAUGUUUUAAAUUGACAAACAUAGGAAAAUACAUGUAUGAUCAAAUUAUGCCCCUGUUAUCAAAAGUAUUCCCAAACUCAAGGUCUCGAGUGUUAGAACAUUGGGCUACAAUUGUUUUUCCAGGUAAGCGUUCAAGAGUCCUCAUGGUCCUCUUUUUUACAAAUGUUUGUUAAUUAUGUGUACAAAUUAAUGUGAUUAUGUGGCGAAGAUACAUAUGUACACUAUUCAUAUUAUAUGGCAGUUUGUUAUAUUCAUAUUAUAUGGCGGUUUGUUAUUUUGCAAAGAUGUUUAUAAUGGCCCAUAUACUAGCGACCUGGUUGUCUUUUUAUGCUCCCCCAAAAUUUUUGAGGGGAGGGUAUAGUCGCCGCUUCGUCUGUCCCUGCGUGUGUCCGUCCGUGCACAAUUUUUGUCCGGGCUAUAUCUCAGCAAUUAAUGACUGGAAUUCAAUGAAACUUUAUGGGAAGCUUCACUACAUGUACCAACAGGAGAUGUGCAUAUUAUCAGCCGGUUAUGGUCGGAUGAUUUUUCACAGAGUUAUGGCCCUUUGAAAUUUUCUAUAAACUGUACAUAUAGUGCAAUUCUUGUCCCCCCAACGACUGACUGGAAUUCAAUGAAGCUUUAUGGGAAGCUUAACUACCUUGAGGAGAUGCGCAUGUUAUUUGUGGGUUCUGGUUAGAUGAUUUAUUAUGCUCCCCAAAAUUUAUUUUGGGGGGGGGAGCAUAUAGUCACCGCUUCGUCUGUCCGUGUGUCCGUCUGUGCACAAUUUUUUUCCGGGCUAUUUCUCAGCAACUAAUGACCGGAAUUCAAUGAAACUUUAUGGGAAGCUUCACUACCAAGAGGAGAUAUGCAUUUUAUCAGCGGGUUCUGGUCGAAUGAUUUUUCACAGAGUUAUGGCCCUUUGACAUUUUUGAAAUUUUCCAUUUACUGUACAUAUAGUGCAAUUCUUGUCCUGGCUAUUUCUCAGCAACUAAUGACCGGAAUUCAAUGAAACUUUAUGGGAAGCUUCACUACCAAGAGGAAAUGUGCAUUUUAUCAGCGGGUUAUAGUCGGAUGAUUUUUCACAGAGUUAUGGCCCUUUGAAAUUUUCUAUAAAAAAUUCUUGUCCCCCCAACUACUGUGCCCUCAAGACGUUUCCUUUUAUCUGAAUAUACAUUGCAAUAUUGUGACAAAAAACACCUUUGGGGAGCAUCACCCGUCUCCGACGGUUUCUUGUUUAUUCAUUGUUAGUGUCAAAUCUUGUUUAUACUACAGUUGUAAUAUGUGUUAAAUAUUUAAUUGUGUAUGUAUGCAUGUAAAGUAGUUAAAUCAUAUGUAAGGACUAUUUGAAAUACAAUAAAAAAAUUCUGUACUUAUAA